AUGGUGCCUUUUUUGCAGGUUUUGGAAGAGGUUGGCCAGUUUGUACUCUCAUCAUGUUUUAGUGGUUAUAACAGUUGUUUGUUUAGCUAUGGGGCAUGUGGCAGUGGCAAGACGCACAUCAUGUUUGGAACAGAUAAAAGCCAAGGUCUCAUGUCAUGGAUUUGUGAAAACCUUUUCAAAAGAGCUUCAUGUUAUGAUGAUGAUACAUCUUUCAGAGCUGAAAUCAGGUAUAAUUUUUCUUUUACUUUUAUAAGGGGUUUACUGUAUUUACAUGGAUUGGAGAAAAAUUUAUUGAAUUUUCUUUUAUGGGAAAGUCCUUACAUUUCAGGAUAUGUUCCCUCUCCUUUUAUCGGUAAGAGAGGUUUUCUUUUGAGAAAUGUCUGCAUUUAUCAUCGUAGUGAUAUCAUGAUUUUUUUUGUUGACUGGUUUCAUUCCCCGUACACAUCUGUAUUUUGCAAAAAGAUGAUUUCGAUUGAGCACUGUACUGUGACUAGAAGCAGCUAUCUUAGUUGCAAAUGUACCAAAGGGACAGGCAUCCAGAUAUAUAUAGCAUCAUUAAGGAAAACAAGGCAUGAAGAAAUAGGAAUUUUUGCAUACUCUUUGCUGGGCUUUGUAAGGAAGGUAUACAUUCUUGAUGAUUACAAAUUUACCAAGAGCAAGCAUCCAGGUGUGUGGCAUCAGGGAAGGAAGCAUAUUAAAAAUGGGAAUUUUUUUGCUACUGUGAGCCCAGAUGGAUAGUCUUUCCAGCUAGUGGUUUGAUUACACUAGUUAACUUCAGAGUGGUUACAAAUUUACAAUCAUUUGUUAAGGGAAGUGGGUGCUAUGUGUAUAACCUCAGAGAAGAAACAGAAAUUUUGCACCACUCUGCACCUAGCAGAUACGCACUCCUUAGGUUGAACUUGGUACAUUUAUAGUGUCUGCAAAUUUACCAAGAAGGCACUGGUGUCCAGUUGUAUAGCAUGGGGAAUAAAAGUAUGAAAAUAGGAAUUUUUGCAGUACUCCUUCAGUCCCAAAGUGGCCAAAAUCUGAGUAUUAGUCAAAAAAAAUUCAAAUUUUGGAUUGUACGAUGCCAAAAAAAAAGUACUUCUUGAAGAUGCCAUACAACCGGCUAUGGUACACUGAGUUCUUGUAAAAGUGGAAUUUUUUGUUUUGUACAGUUUUCUUGAAAUACACAAAGAAUUUGUGAAGGAUUUGCUGGGAAGAAGAAGAAACUGGCAGGACUCAUUACGAGGUAUACAAACUUGAAUGACUGAUACACGUGUUGCCUUGCAUGGUAUAGUAAAAAUUAUUAGUUCUGCACUUGUAGUUAAAGAUACGUAAAUCAGUAGGGCUGUACAGUUUUGGUCUUUUGAAAACUUACAGCUUUCAAAUUUAGCCAUUUCUUUAUUCUGAUCAGAUGUUGACUUAAGCAGCUUCAAACUGGAAAAAGAAAGUGUCAGCCCUUAGCAGACUGUCUUGUUCUGCAAAAGCUACUUUUUGUUAACCGCAUGAAUGCAUUUAUACCUAUUCUCCAAAUGACCAUUGUACUAAUGUGCAAUUACAGAGUGAGAGUUUGCAAUUGGUCCAGUUUGUACAAGAGACUGAUGAUCUAGCUUGAUAAGCUUGAGUAAGCAUUCCUAGCUUGUCUCCUAAUUAUUUGUUUCAAAAAAAAAAUUGCCAACAGAUAAAUUAAGUUCAUCAUAUAAAUGACUUAAUUGUAAUAAUCACUUCCAAGAAACAAGCUUGCAAAAGUUCAUUGUUGGAAGGUCAAGCAAAACAAGGCUCAGUAUCAAACUGGAUUCCUGUCUCCUUUAGAACCUGAGAUCCGGCUCUAUUUUUCUUUGGCUUGGUAAAUAAAAUUCCGCCCGCAGGCAAGGUAAAACGAAAACCUGAUCUCAGGUUAUCUUCUCUAGUAAAUACUUUUAAGAUUAUUGUUUUAAUGGGAAUAUGGGUAACUAUAGUGGUUUUUAUUUGCUUUCCUUGCAGUACGUGAACACCGUGAAUUUGGUGUGUAUGUCGACAAAUUGACAAAACAUAUUGUUACAGAUGUUUGUGAAGUUUUUGGAUUGAUUGAUAAAGGGAAGAAAAAUAGGUGAGGUCUGUUGCUGUCUACUGUAACCAAGGUUCAGAUCAUUAGCUCCCAAAUAAGAGCUGGAGUUCUGUCAAGGAUUUAAGUUUUUUUUCAUUACUGACUACUGUACAAACCAGUACAUGUGACGUAUCUUAUUUACCUGACUGAGUAUACAGCUGUAAGUAAAUGGCUGCCCUUUGUUGAAGCUCGACACAAGAGUUUCGUCCAUGGUUCCUAGAAAGAAACUUAUCAUCAAACAAUCUUCUAUUUCUAAGAUUUUGUUAAAGGUAAGGUUUUUGCUGUAAAGUUUAUUCCGCCCUUGUAGACUACUCGAAUUGUUUUCACCAAGAGAGAAUAACAAGACAGAGAAGUAAACGCCCAGCCGAGCCCUUGGGAUUUGUGCAUUUUAGCAAAGUUAUUUUUAGACCAAUUAAACGCUUGUAAUUAAUCGGAAGUUGGUUUCCAGCGAGGUCCACAAAUUUUCAUUCAGUUUUGUCCAGAGAGAGUUCAGCAGUCGCUAAUACAAUAUUCUGCAUCGUUUUGUUUGAGGCAGUCGCGCGUAAAGUUGAUAACAUUUCAAAAAAUCGAUUUAUAUGUGCGGACGUCCCAGUAUUUAGACUUCCGUUAAAUCACAACCUUUAAAAAAACUUUAAUGAAAUUCACAUAUCCUUGCCAACGCUCUAAGAUUUCCUCCCUUUCCCAUUACUCUCUCUGGUGUAAGCACAUGUUCCUCUUCUACAGCAAAUGUUUUCGAAAGAAAUUCCUCUCCUACCACGCUCUUACAGACUGUCACUAACGCAAAGUCCCGAGGGACAGGUGUCCGAUUUUUAUGUCAUUCCUACAAGCAUUUUCAUGUACAUACUUUUCAAUGAAAAAAAUGAACAAGAAGAAGAAAUAUAAAUCGAUUAGUCGAAACAUAUUUGAACAUGUCAUCUACUUCUACGAAUCUGAGUGUACAUUUGUUUCAUCUUUACAGAUCAGUUUGUUCAAGAGCGUCAGAUUCAUUUUCCAGUAGUUCGCAUACAAUCUUCACCAUAAGGUUUACCCAGGUAAUAACAACAAUUGAAUAUAUGACUUUUUUCGUGAUGUUUGAGGCGAUUUGUAUUUAACGCACGUUGCUGUUUCGAGGAAAUUUUUAAUAUUCUUAAUCUAUUUAGGCACGUCUUGAAGAAAAUUUGCCGAGUGAAAUUGUCAGUGUGAUUCAGCUUGUGGAUUUAGCAGGAAGCAAGAGCAUACAUGACGAGGUAGAUUGA
Molecule: messenger RNA, 3303 nt
Organism: Porites evermanni
Lineage: Eukaryota; Metazoa; Cnidaria; Anthozoa; Scleractinia; Poritidae
Source: the annotation of a GenBank genome assembly